Messenger RNA from Verruconis gallopava, 1465 nucleotides. RefSeq lists its product as uncharacterized. Lineage: Eukaryota; Fungi; Ascomycota; Dothideomycetes; Venturiales; Sympoventuriaceae. The record is from RefSeq and is a predicted model, not a curated record. The coding region runs from base 1 to 1419 and encodes 472 amino acids. The transcript is spliced from 2 exons.
AUGCGCUAUGAUCCACUUUCGACUCUCUCUGCCGAUGAGCAAUAUCACAAGUUUCACGAUGCUUGCCCACCCUACUACAAUUACAAGUCUUCUCAACUCACCUUGGAGACCUUCUUGCAUCAGCCAGAUCACAUACUGCAAAAUGCGACUUCAGCGCUGCCGACGCCUUCACCAAGCGACAUUUCGUUUCUCUGGAAUCAAUCACAAACCCCUGCCUACGCAACUUCUCAUGCUCCCUUCAAGACCUCACUGCCUUCCGUCGUCAGCCAGCAGACUGAGUUGGCCAGGUAUCAGGAUGAAAUGGAGGAGACAUUACUUGGCGUCGAAAGGGUUGAUCAAACCAAAGUCUGUCAGGGAAUGGCGCUUAAUACAUUCCCUAAUUCGUGGUCGAUGAAUCACGAGGAAUAUAAUAAAAAAGCAGCGUACAGUAUGAGCGGAUCGAGUCGAUCAUUGGCAAAUUCACCUGUGGGCGUUGAGCUGUGUAUGAGCGAUCUUCAUAAUCAUCAAAACCCAACAUGGCCGCUGAUAAGCACUCACCACGAGUCGGCUGACGCAAUACCAAUCUCUCAAAGCGCUGGCAUUAUACAAAAUCAUUUACUAGGCUCUGAUGGCUUGAGUUGGUCUUCCGAAGACACUGGGUCCAUGACCUCGAGACUGUCUACCGCUAUUACAGGCUCCUUUUCAGGCCACACCUACGAAAGUGGUCAGUCUCGGUUUAGUUACAGGCAUCUGAAUCAGACUACAGAGCGCUCAACUGCACAUUGGGUGGCUGAUGGUUCUACAUCCCUCAAGGAUAUUGAUGAGGUUCAUUUGCGGUCCCAAGGCGGUGAUAAUCACAAUUCACUUUCAAACCUUCAAACAGAACAGAUUCAUACAAUCGACCAAUCUCUUGCAUUGCCGCACUCUCCUUUUGGAAGCUCGCAUGUUGGGGACAGGCCACCUAUGGGCUAUAUGCAAGGUACAACGAGCCGGCACGGAGGGCCACCAGUGAUGACCAUGAGCUGUCCUAUGAAUAGCGUUGAUAGGGAUAGAAUCUUGCUAGAGUGUCGAGCGCAUGGCAUGUCAUAUAAAGACAUCAAGAGAAAAUACGAUUUUGCCGAAGCUGAGUCGACAUUGCGCGGUCGCCAUCGUACGCUGACCAAGGACAAGAAGCAGCGGGUUCGAAAGCCGGAGUGGACGCCUUUGGAUUGUCGGCUUCUGAAGGAGGCCGUCGCACAUUUUGUGGGAAGCGACCGCAAAAUGAAGCAGACACGGACUGAAGACGACGUUUCCCGCCUCAACAUUCCGUGGAAGGAAGUGUGCGCCUAUAUCGUGGCUCAUGGUGGUACUUACGAAUUUGGCUACGCAACCGCAAAAAAGAAGUUCAUUGCCUUGUUGGAACAAGAUAGAGACAGUGCGACACAUGCCAGCUUUCGUUAAGCGAAAUGAUCUGGCUUGAGCAGAUACCUUAAAGCAUACUUAAGGG